AUGACGAGUGUUUCCAUUUUGUAUCUGCUUGAGAUGAGGCUGCUUCAGACACUGAUUCUUCUGAGUGUGCGUUUUCAGCUUUCAUCCGAAGAGUUAUCAUCGGGGUCCCGAGAUAUCUACGGUGAGUGAAAUCAUAUAAGAAAGGUUCAUUUCGCCUCGAAGGUUAAAAAACGUAAGGUAACAAGAAAGAUCUUAGAUCUUAAAACCGCGCUGUUUGAAUGAGGACUUGCUAAAUAUCAGCAAAUGGCUGAUCGCUAACAAACUCACACUUAAUAAGACAAAGACUAAGUUUAUGCUAAUCAGCUCGAGGCAAAAGCUAUACACCAUAACAGACUCUCCCGUUGUGAGCAUCAAUGGUACUCCCGUAAACCAGGUAUCAACGUCAAAAUCUCUAGGUUUAUUUAUGGAUGCAAACCUUACCUGGGGCAGUCAUAUCGAGAAGUUGGCUAAAAAAAUUCCGUCUUGUAUUGCAGCUAUCAAACGGGUGAGGCAAUUUUAACCCCCAGCAACACUGCAUCUUAUCUACAAAGCCUAGAUUCAGCCUCAUUUGGACUAUUGCAAUGUUGUUUGGGGAAACUGUGGCGCAAAACUAGAAGAUAAACUUCCGAAACGUCCAAAAUCGUGCUGCGAGCUCUAACUUUCUCAAGCUAAUUGACGCAUAUGCAUCGCAGCUGUUCCAAAAUUUCAAUUGGAAAAAUCUUAGUACUCAGCGUCAUAUCAUUUCGCCUGGAAGGUUAAAAAACUUAAAGUAACAAGAAAGAUCUUAAAUCUUAAAACCGCGCUGUUUAAGUGAGGACUUGUUAAUUAUCAGCAAAUGGCUGAUCGCUACCAAAAAAAACUGUGGCCUGAAACUAGCAGACAAACUUCAAAAACGUCCAAAAUCGUGCAGCGCGAGCUCUAACUUUCUGAGGCUAUGACGCAGAUGCUUAGCAGCUGUUCCAAAGUUUCCAUUGGAAAAAUCUUAGUACUCAGCGUCAUGUCCAAUAAAAGAUCCAAAUCUGAAUCUGAUCAAGAUUAGGGCGUGUGAGGCCGGUUCUCAAACUCAGUUAAUGUUCCUCCUAUUAGCAGCUUCAUGAUCAGAGCAAACUUCCGACCAUAGCGAUAAAAUUUUUAUUGUUGAUAGCAAAUCUCGAAGUAGCGACGCUGCGCCUCCAGUUUUUAAAUAAUGAUACAACACCGCCCCACCUGUUGUAUGGAUCACUUAUUAAAUUUCAAAGGUUAUGCUCCUUGCAUCUAUACAGAGAAAACUAGUUUCGCAUGCGCAGGCGAAGUUUUUAAUCGAUAAUAAAGGAAACAAAUAAAAAAAGUUAUUUAGUACUACGGAGGGAAAUAUCUGCAAAUUUGAAAACUUCUUCUGUGGAAAAAAAUGUUUUAUAUCUAUUAAGAAAAUUUAAUGAGAUAUUAGCAAUUCAAAACACCGCUUUCAUUGGCCGGCAGAAACCAUUAGGAAAAGAUAAAAACACAGACUGCGGAUGCAUCAAAUUUGCUUUUACAUGUAAAGCGGUAUGACGAGUGUUUCCAUUUUGUAUCUGCUUGAGAUGAGGCUGCUUCAGACACUGAUUCUUCUGAGUGUGUGUUUUCAGUUUUCAUCCGGAGAGCUAUUAUUGGGGUCCCGAGAUAUCUACGGUGAGUGAAAUCAUAUAAGAAAGGUUCAUUUCGCUUCGAAGGUUAAAAAACGUAAGGUAACAAGAAAGAUCUUAGAUCUUAAAACCGCGCUGUUUGAAUGAGGACUUGCUAAAUAUCAGCAAAUGGCUGAUCGCUAACAAACUCACACUUAAUAUGACAAAGACUGAGUUUAUGCUAAUCGGCUCGAGGCAAAAGCUAAACACCAUAACAUACUCUCCCGUUGUGAGCAUCAAUGUUACUGCCGUAAACCAGGUAUUAACGUGAAAAUCUGUAGGUGUAUUCAUUGAUGCAAACCUUACCUGGGGCAGUCAUAUCGAGAAGUUGGCUAAAAAAAUUGCCUCUGGUAUUGCAGCUAUCAAACGGGUCAGGCAACUUGUUCCCCCAUCCAGCAACAUUGCACCUUAUCUACAAAGCCUUGAUUCAGCCGCAUUUCUAUUUGGUGGGGGAAACUGUGGCGUAAAACUAGCAGACAAACUUCAUAAACUCCAAAAUCGUGCAGCGCGAGCUCUAACUUUCUCAAGCUAUGACAAAGAUGCAUCGCAGCUGUUCCAAAAUUUUUAUUGGUAAAAUCUUAGUUCUCAGCGUCAUAUCCAAUAAAAGAUCAGUCGAAUCAGAAUCUGAUCAAGAUAAGGGCGUGUGAGGUAGGUUCUCAAACUCAGUUAACGUUCCUCCUAUUAGCAGCUUCAUGAUCACAGCAAACUUCCGACCAUAGCGAUAAAAUUUCAUGGUUGAUAGCUAAUCUCAAAGUAGCGACACAGAAAACAACGGGCAUUUGACUUUAUUGACCUCAAACUCGGAUCAAACGUAUUUUGACUUGCUUAACCAAAAUGAUCUUAUAUUUGGUUUAUUUAACCCUUAUUUAUGCUACCUUUCAUGAAAUUGCCUGCCCUUCUAAUUUGGAUUAUUUUUCGGUUUUCUUAUAUUGACAAGUCAAGCACUCCAUUUCGCUGAUAAAUAACUUUGAUCACGUUAGUAGAAACAUGCAUUGUCACUGCAUGCACUGCACAGUAAACCCUUUGCAUAAAUGGCUUAUGUUUCCAGACAACUGACUUUUCACAUGAAUGUCAGGCUUAGGAUGUCAAGAAAGUAUUUUUGUUUAAAUUAAGGCGCUAUUUAUGCAAAGGUCUAUACUUCUUGUAAUUCAACAUAUUUCAAAGAGCACCUUUUAACAAGUUUUUGGUCGUGAAUUAAUUUCUGAUCUGAGCUUGUAAAAAACUUAAUUCAGUGUUAUGGAAGAAGGUGUAACUAGCAUCAAAGUCAGACUACCAAGGAAUAAUAUUUUGAAACUGGAAAGAACGUGGCUUCACCGCUGCUUGCUCGAUCGAAGGAGAAAAUACAGAGGAAAUUUGUAUCACAGCGUACUUUAGCUCAAUGACAUUCUUGGACAUCACGUGCACAUUACACUACCUAGAAUUGGUUCAUGACAUCUAGAAUGACCAGACAAAAGAUCGCCGUACGUAUGGUCCACUGCACGAUUUCAUGAUCGCCAAUGCGUUUGGGGGAAUUGUUAUCUUAACAUUUUAAUUGAAGUGAAUGAUUUCAUGAAACGUUCAUGUUUUACUAACACUCGUGAAAACAAAAUGCCAGGUGCCCGUCUUAAAUCUCCGUAAAAAUUUUAUACUAGCUACAGAUCAACAUUAAGUGAUACAAAAUUAUUUCCUUUCAGAUUGGCAAAUCUUCGUUGAGAACGAAGGCUAUGAUUGUUUGAAGCGCGUUUAUAAUCAUGGAGAGUUUCCCAUUGUCACCUACGAUAAAACUUUUACACCCAACCAAGAAAGAGAAGUUCUCCUCGACAUUUACGAGGCAACAAAUGGCAAGCAGUGGUACAACACGACCGCGUGGAAUAGUUCAACAACUCACUGUGCCUGGUAUGGUAUCACCUGCCACAACAACACAUACGUUAAAAGUAUCGUGUUGGUUUACAACAACUUGGAUGGUUCUCUUCCUUCGAAUUUGUGGAAGAUCCGCAACUUGAUGGCAUUGUGCACUCCUGGUAAUCCAAGACUGAGGGGACGCAUUGGUGACUUUUUGUUUGGAAAUAUGAGCAAACUACUCACCGUGGUGCUCAACGCAGCCUCUAUCACAGGAGAUAUUCCUCAAGAUAUCGCCAAGCUGAGUUAUCUACAGAAUUUCCUGGGUUGUACGAUGCACGGUGAUGGGUUCACUGGUCGUUUGCCAGACAACAUAGGAAACAUGACGGAGCUACGAUUACUCUGUCUUGGAGGAAAUAAUCUAACCGGACAAAUUCCAAGAAGCAUUUCUAGAUUAAACAAGCUCUAUUAUCUGGACCUAAAAAACACACCUGGUAUGAUGCAUGGCCAUCUAAGUGACUUAUUUUCGAUUUCUUCGCUAAAGAUUCUGUCGGUAUCUGGGGUCAAAUUAAUUGGCGAAAUGCCUUCAAUGCUGCCAGCAAAUUUACAAAGUCUCGUUCUUCCUGGUAACAGUAUUUCAGGCAAAUUUCCUGAAAUAAUUCCGGGAAUUAACAACCUUUCAGAGCUGAAUUUGGCAAACAAUGAACUGACAGGGGAUAUCCCAGGUCAGUUGCUUCUUUUGCCAGAUAUUAAAAUGAUCGAUUUGUCGCAAAACAAGUUUUCUUCAAUUAACAAAGGGAAGCCGUGGCCUAAACAUGUCUCCACAGCAGCUAGACCGUACGUUUCUCUGGCAGGAAAUAAAAAUUUGAACAUUGAAUUAGCAAGCUUUAUGGAAAUCUUCAGCGAAGGUCCAUUAGUUUUAAAUUUGAGCAAUUGUGACAUAGAUAGUCGUUUGCCCGUAAGAGUCUUCUACUUUGCCAUGACUACCUGCGAUUUACAUAAAAACAAGUUUUACGGAGAGAUAUCGGAUAUUUUUGGGGACACGUCCAUCCUGAAUUAUUUUGACAUCUCCUCGAAUAACCUGUCGGGAAGUUUUCCACUAGGGAUUCAAACUCUCACCUCCUUACAAUUUUUGGAUAUUUCUGGAAAUCCUUCUAUGCGAGAAGCAACUACAGCAUCGUCGACCGUCUUUCGUCCUGACUUUUCAAGAAUGUUUAAACCAAAGGAAGAAGAUAACUUUACUUGUCCUCAAGGACGGCUCACAAUAAGCAAUGGCCGUAUUCGUCUGGAUCCAACAUUUUACGAGUACAAAUAUUGCGUCUGCGAUCCAGGUUUCUACGGAGAUAGUGGGUUGUGCAAGAAAUGCAUGGUUGGUGGGACGUGCAAGAAAUGCAUGGAUGGUAAGACGUGCCCUCAGUUUGGCUUCACUGAAUCAAAUUAUGUGCACCCAAACAACAUGACAUUGCGAAGUGGCUAUUGGCCAUCGCCCACUCCUAACAGUGUCACCCAUCUGGUUAAGUGCCCAGUGUCAACUGCAUGUAAUCCAUCAGCUUCCUGCACAUGUCGACUCGAAACAUCACCAAAGGACACAAACUCGUCCCAUCACAGACCUUCAGUAUCAUCACUGAUCACAACAUGCGAUAACUCCUGCAUCUGUCAUGAAGGAAACACGGACAGGUUUUGCUCUCGUUGUGUUCUGCCUAAAAUAUUUGAACCACCUGACACGAAGUUUACAGGUUUCCCGCUGGUUUAAAUGAUGAUAGACAAAUAAGGAACCUUUGCUGUGUCAUUCCUUGCUCUACUUUGGUCAUACUUUUACUUCAAUCUGAGACCAAUGAAAUGGUUUGCAGUUACGGCAGCUCAUUUUCUUUUAAUGUUAACAUUCAUGUUGUUGGAAUUACUACCAGCCUGGGUUUUCAAAUUAAAUCUGGUGGUCUUUGUGCUGUGUAUGACCAGUAGAGGAAAAGCAGCCCGACCUCUUAUCAGCAUCACAGUGUUUUAUAUCCAAACCAUGGAUUUUUUGAUAUCCAGUGCCAAUGUUUGGCCUAAAAAAGUCGUAGUGGCUCAGACGUACUUGAGUAGUUACUGGAACCUUUAUUUUCCUUCGCUUUCCUGCGACUUACCUUCCUUUUUCACUCCCGUUGGCAAGUUUGCUUUUCUGCUUCUCCUUCCAGUUGUUUGCAUGGCAAUGAUAGGUUUGUAUUUCAUCAUCUUGAUGACUUACGACAGAUUUCGUCGAGACCAGGAACGCAUGGAAAAGGUUCAUUUCAAAUGUCGUCAAAGUGCCUUCUUUUGCCUUAACUUCAGCUACUUUCCCAUCGUAAAGCAAACUCUCUCCAUUCUACGCCCAUGCCACAAUGACCGUGAUGUUCUUUACAUGCCAAACUUUCCCUGGAUUGAAUGCACCUCUCACACUUACAAAACUCUAUCAGUCCUUGGUGGCCUCUCUGUUGCGUUUUAUCUCAUUGGGUUUCCCUUGCUUCUCAUUUAUCUGAUGUUUGCUUUCUUUCGAAAGAGAGAAAUCAUGAGUCCUGAAGAUCGCGAGAAACUUGAUGCUUGGCUUGGUCCUGUCUACUUACCUUACAAACCAAAGUACCAGCACUUCUUCGAGGUUUUCAUGCUUCUUCGACGCUUGCUUCUUGCCACAGCGUUGUCUAUGAUUUCUUCUUCCUCUUCUUUGCAAACGUUUGUUGUUUGGCUGAUACUUAUGGUUUCAGCCAUUCUUUGCUUACGUUUAGAGCCCUACGACAAUCGGUCGAUUAACCGAUUGGCCCAAGAGAAUGUUUUCGAGCCCCUGGUGUUGUUCGUGUUGUCCAUGUCUUUUAUGCUGGUGAGGUUUUCGGCUUUGGACAGCUCCUACACAGUUGCAUUCGUCUGGGUUGUGAUGUUUGUCAAUUCAUGCGUCCUGGUCGUUCUUGUAGGUGUUAUUUUGCGUCUUCUUGUUGUCACUGGUAACAGUAGCGACAAUGGCAGUUUGGCUCCAACCAUAAAUCCUGAUGGAUAUGAGAGUGCAAGAGAAGAUGAAAGCAACAACGAUGACGAGAGACACCGCUUGCUGCAUGUUAACGAGCACCGGGUUUAUAACUUCAGGCUCUGAAUAUUUACAUGAACCCAAACGUUCACAAUCUUCUUAUUUUAUAACAAUCUGUUCGUCUGCGUGUUGUCAUCGUGUAUAGGCCAACAUACUCUGCGGAGCAUCCCGUGACUACGAGUGUUUUCUUUCAUGAAUUCUCAGUCUAUCUCGAGUCGUUAGUCAUGUGUAGUAAGUUACUGUUAAUAUGUGGUGAUUUUAAUAUUCAUAUGGACGUUCCAUCAGACGCUGACAAUAUCCGGCUCAAGGACCUGUUAAACUCUAUGGGUCUGGUACGGCAUGUCAAACGACCCACUCACAUACAUGGCCACACCUUAGACUUAACUAUCACACGGCAGGCUGAUGAUAUUGUGGACGGUGAGCCCCUUCCUGAGAGAUAUUUCUCUGACCAUGCUGCUGUGAUAGGUAAGCUAAGUGUGGCGAAGCCUCCACUAAGAAUUAACCAUGUUAAAUACACGAAACUCAAAUCAAUUGAUAUAACUAAACUGAAAGAAGAUAUCCGCAAUUCUCAGCUAUAUAAAGACCCGCCUAAUGAUUUGAACAUGCGUGUCGACUGUUAUAACACGACUUUAAGAUCACUAUUAGUUGAUCACGCGCCCGUUUGUUCUCGUCAUGUCUCCACUCGACCCAGGCCCCCAUGGUUCAAUGAAGACAUAAUUCAGGAUCGAAGGGAUAGGAGGAAGACCGAGAGAAGAUGAAGGGCAAGUGGUCUCCAAGCAGAUCUUGUAGUAUUUAAAGCUAAGCGAAAUUAUGUCAUACAUUUGAUGAAUGAAGCUAGAUGUACUUAUUACAAGGAAUUCAUUGACGAGAACAGUUCGGACCUCUCAAAGCUGUUCCGGGCUAGCAAGAGCCUGCUAAAUCUGCAAGCGGACAAGUCUCUCCCACCUCACACUGACGCAUCUGUUCUUGCAAAUGAGAUGGGUGAAUACUUCAUCCAUAAAAUAGUGGCUAUUAGAUCAAAGCUAGCUGGUAACACGGUCUCUCCUGCGGUUACUGAGCGGGCACCUCACGGUUCAUCGAGUAGUGAUGACGUUGUCACGCUAUCAGAGUUUUUACCUCUCUCCGAAGAGGCUGUAAGGAAGAUGGCUGUGGCGUCUAUGAAGACAUGUACUCUGGACCCUCUUCCAUCAUCCAUCUUGUUGGUUUGCAUAGAGGAGUUACUUCCAGUGAUUAGUAGGAUGAUGAACGUAUCACUAGAGCAGGGUUACUUUGCAGAUGACUGGAAAAGGGCAGUAGUACAUCCUCUGCUCAAAAAAUCUGGUCUUCGAUUGAUAAACAAGAACUUUCGGCCUGUGAGUAACUUACUGUUCACGUCCAAACUCACAGAGGAAGAGGUUGCAGUACAAUCACAAGAGCACAUGCUAGUCAAUGGCUUGUUUCCAGAAUUGCAAAGUGCUUACCGCCAACAUCACAGCACGGAGACCGCACGACUCAAGGUGAAGACCGAUCUCCUUAUGACGAUGGAUAAAGGUAAAGUUACGCUGCUGGUGCUUCUCGACUUGAGCUCUGCAUUCGACACCAUCGAACAUGAAAUCCUUCUGGAACGAUUGAGGUCAACAGUUGGAUUGCGGGGGAACGUACUUUCUUGGUUUCAGAGUUACCUUAAGGGCAGAUCACAGCAAGUGUCUAUCAACGGAACUCUCUCAUAGCCGUUUGAUUUGAAAUGUGGAGUUCCUCAAGGGUCAUGCCUGGGCCCGCUUUUAUUUAGCAUCUACGUGAGUAAGCUGUUCCAGAUUCUAAAACACGAUCUGCUCCCCGUUCAUACUCAUGCGGAUGAUACAGUUGUAUUUGUCAUUUAAGCCCUCUGACUCUUCCAGUGAAGUCGAAGCUGUACCAGCCAUGCAGAGGUGCACCUGCGAUGUCCGAGCAUGGAUGAGGGAGGAUCAGUUGAUGCUCAGUGAUGACAAGACUGAGUUCCUGAUUAUAGGUACUCGUCAGCAGCUCUCAAAAGUUUCGAUCCAAAGCAUCAAGAUUGGGCAGACUGAAGUCUCCCCUGUAGCCUCUGCGCGCAAUUUAGGCACAUGGUUCGAUACGCAUCUAGAUAUGGGAACUCACAUUACAAAGACUUGUAGCAGCGCUUUCUAUUAUUUAUACAAUAUACGUCAUAUUAAGAAAUAUUUAUCCAGAGAAUCAACUGAGAAAUUAGUUCAUGCUUUUAUCAGUAGUAGAUUGGAUUAUUGUACUGUAAUAGCCUUUUAUAUGGUAUCCCGGAAUAUCAGACUAGAAAAUUGCAACGUGUUAUGAAUGCGAGUGCAAGACUUAUAUAUCGCGCGCACAAGUUCUGUCAUAUAACACCUCUACUCGCAGAAUUACAUUGGUUACCAGUGCGCUCCAGGAUACAUUAUAAGAUACUCUUGAUAACUUUUAAAAUUUUGCAUGGCCUAUCACUUAAGUACCUCUCAGAUUUAAUUAGUAUUCAACAGCCUUCGUCCUACGAUUUGAGGCGCAACGACAAUGGUCGUUUGUUGGAAAGACCAAGUGCGAAAACCAAGAAAACAAUGGGAGACAGAGCUUUCCAGGUAGCUGCUCCUUUCCUAUGGAAUAAGAUGCCAAGUUCCGCGGGCGAAGCAACGAAAUUAGAAUCUUUUAAGACUUUAAUUAAGACAUUUUUAUUUAAGGAAUCAUUUCAGUUAUCCUAGUAUAUCUCUAUCUAUAUAUAUUUGCAAUUAUCUUUUACUCAUUUAAAUGUAAAUAUUUUAAAAUUCAUGUUAGAAAGAUUUGUAAAAUUUAGUUAUUAAUUACUAUUGUGAUGCGCUUUUGAAUAUUUUAUAGAAAAUUUUAAUUGCCUAAAUUCUUCAAAACGGGGGAAAAUAAAAUAAAAAUGAGUGGCUCACGUUUCAAAAUAUUUAGCUAUGAUCUUUCUUAAAGAUUUCAGCAGACAUUAUAUUGCAGGAUGUAAUAGAGACUUCGUUUCAUAAAUUGAACGACAACUGCACGUGUUUUAAUUGCAGCUUUAGGUAUAGACUGUCACCGACCCCUCUAUUCAAGCGUGCGCAAGAAAAAGCGAGCGAAGUUAGCGCGAAGCACGAAGUCUUGGAGGUCGGGUUUGCGAGNCGCGCGCACAAGUUCUGUCAUAUAACACCUCUACUCGCAGAAUUACAUUGGUUACCAGUGCGCUCCAGGAUACAUUAUAAGAUACUCUUGAUAACUUUUAAAAUUUUGCAUGGCCUAUCACUUAAGUACCUCUCAGAUUUAAUUAGUAUUCAACAGCCUUCGUCCUACGAUUUGAGGCGCAACGACAAUGGUCGUUUGUUGGAAAGACCAAGUGCGAAAACCAAGAAAACAAUGGGAGACAGAGCUUUCCAGGUAGCUGCUCCUUUCCUAUGGAAUAAGAUGCCAAGUUCCGCGGGCGAAGCAACGAAAUUAGAAUCUUUUAAGACUUUAAUUAAGACAUUUUUAUUUAAGGAAUCAUUUCAGUUAUCCUAGUAUAUCUCUAUCUAUAUAUAUUUGCAAUUAUCUUUUACUCAUUUAAAUGUAAAUAUUUUAAAAUUCAUGUUAGAAAGAUUUGUAAAAUUUAGUUAUUAAUUACUAUUGUGAUGCGCUUUUGAAUAUUUUAUAGAAAAUUUUAAUUGCCUAAAUUCUUCAAAACGGGGGAAAAUAAAAUAAAAAUGAGUGGCUCACGUUUCAAAAUAUUUAGCUAUGAUCUUUCUUAAAGAUUUCAGCAGACAUUAUAUUGCAGGAUGUAAUAGAGACUUCGUUUCAUAAAUUGAACGACAACUGCACGUGUUUUAAUUGCAGCUUUAGGUAUAGACUGUCACCGACCCCUCUAUUCAAGCGUGCGCAAGAAAAAGCGAGCGAAGUUAGCGCGAAGCACGAAGUCUUGGAGGUCGGGUUUGCGAGCGAAGCGAGCAAGAAGAACAUAUAUAUUUUUCUCGGUCACCACCACCUCAAGUCUUCCGUUUUGCGCUGGCGUCCAGUUCUCUCUCGAUUCCAUACAGGGAUUCAACAAUAGAAUAAAAUACGAGAAAAUAGAGGGUUGUGAACAGUCUAUUUUA
Porites evermanni is the source of this 10523-nucleotide messenger RNA. The record is from the annotation of a GenBank genome assembly. Lineage: Eukaryota; Metazoa; Cnidaria; Anthozoa; Scleractinia; Poritidae.